Messenger RNA from Jatropha curcas, 1618 nucleotides. RefSeq names its product leucoanthocyanidin reductase. NCBI's taxonomy places the organism in Eukaryota, Viridiplantae, Streptophyta, Magnoliopsida, Malpighiales, Euphorbiaceae. The record is from RefSeq and is a predicted model, not a curated record. Gene Ontology annotation, molecular function: oxidoreductase activity.
CUCAUUUUAGGCAGUGACAAAAGAGUCCAAAACCAAGAAUCCCUCCCUAUAUAUAACCUUAAUGUUUCCAAUACUUCUCUUCAGCCUAGUCAGCUUUUUGAAAGUCUUUCAAAGCCCUAUUCGACCUCUGAAAACUUAAAUUCUUGGUCCAGAAUAUAUUUACAUAUUACACUUUGGUUUCAAGAAUGACUAUUUCAACUCCCUUCCCCAACACUUCAGUUCUCAUCGCCGGUGGAACUGGUUUUAUCGGCCAGUUUGUAGUUACGGCAAGUUUAGACUCCGGCCGGCAAACUUAUGUUCUCAUCCGGCCUACUCCAACAACUUCUCCUUCUAGGGAAAAACUUAUCAAGUCUUUUCAAGAGAAAGGAGCCAUAAUCUUGCAUGGAUCGAUUAAUGAAAAGGAAAACAUGAAGAAGUUACUGAAAGAGCAUAAGAUUGAUGUAGUAAUAUCAGCUAUAGGUGGUGAAUGUAUAUUAGACCAGCUUGCUCUAGUUGAGGCUAUCAACGCUGUUGGCACUGUUAAGAGGUAUUUGCCAUCAGAAUUUGGUCAUGACGUGGAUAGGGCUGAUCCAGUGGAGCCAGGUCUAACAAUGUACAUAGAAAAGAGAAAAGUUAGACGCUUGAUCGAGGAGUGCGGAAUACCAUACACGUACAUUUGUUGCAAUUCAAUUGCUUCUUGGCCUUACUAUACUAACCGACACCCUGCAGAUGCCAUCCCUCCAUUGGAUGAGUUUCAAAUCUACGGUGAUGGAAACACCAAAGCUUACUUUGUUGCUGGAAGUGACAUUGGAAAAUUUACAGUGAAAGCUGCUGAUGAUGUUCGAACCAUAAACAAGUUGGUUCAUUUCCGACCAUCUUGCAAUUUUUACAACAUGAAUGAACUUGCAGCUUUAUGGGAAAAGAAAAUUGGAAAAACACUUCCUAGAGCUACAAUCACUGAAAAUGAUCUGCUUGCUGUAGCUGCAGAAAAUCAAAUUCCAGAGAGUAUUGUUGCAUCAUUUACCCAUGAUAUUUUCAUCAGAGGUUGCCAAAUCAAUUUUUCAAUUGAUGGUCCUAAUGAUGUUGAAUUGUCCAGUCUGUAUCCUGACGAACCAUAUCGAACAUUGGAUGAAUGUUUUGGAGAAUUUCUUCUCAGAUUAGACGGCAAGAAGGAUGAAACUGUUGCUCCAAAUGCAAAUGAGAAGCCUGUGAACAAGAAAGCUAGAGAUGAAACUGCUAUGGUUGAACCACUCAUAGUAACAGCAACCUGUGCCUAGCUUGCUUGUUUGUGUUACUGGUUGGGAAAUAAUAUUUUAUUUCCAAGAAUUCAAUUGGAUUGUUAUGAUUUAUUUUUGGAAUGUGUAUUUCUUAGUAUGCGUCAGGGAAAAGAAAGUUUGUCUAUGGUGACCUUAAGAUUUAAAGUAAAUAAAUUGUAAUCGAUAGAAUUUUAGCUGAUCAAAUGUGGUUCAGUAAUCGAGCUCUUGAACCCGUAAGGAAUUUUAGAGUUUUGUGGUUAGAUUUAAAUGGGUGAGAGCAAAUGUUAAGAAAUAAGAGAGCUAUCCCACUGUAAGGGAAAUGUAAUUGCAAUCUGAGAUUACUAAAUAAUUCCGUUAAUAAAUAAGUUGCCUGUUGUUUUUCA